Molecule: messenger RNA, 309 nt
Organism: Schistosoma spindalis
Lineage: Eukaryota; Metazoa; Platyhelminthes; Trematoda; Strigeidida; Schistosomatidae
Source: the annotation of a GenBank genome assembly
AUGAUACAAACAAAAGGAUAUGUUGCGUAUAAUAAUGGAGUUCUAAUACAAGGUUUGAAGUUCACUAAACCAUGUCCAGAACGUGGCUAUAAUUUUAAUGAACCUACUGGAAAUUUUAUGUGUGUAGUACCAACACCAAAAGAAUGUUUUAAUUUAUGCCAAAAUACAGGUUGUACAGAAUGGAAUCAUAUGAAUUUAAUUCCAUCAGGAAGUGAAGAAAUUAAAAAAUAUCAUCGUUGUCGAUGUUUUCCUGAGUAUAAUAUGUGUUUUUAUAAUUAUGUACCUAAAAUACAUCGUAAUUUUGAUUGA